Messenger RNA from Colletotrichum chrysophilum, 618 nucleotides. RefSeq lists its product as uncharacterized. The transcript has a single exon. The record is from RefSeq and is a predicted model, not a curated record. Lineage: Eukaryota; Fungi; Ascomycota; Sordariomycetes; Glomerellales; Glomerellaceae. The coding region runs from base 1 to 618 and encodes 205 amino acids.
AUGGAUCGCCGAGAAGGUCACAAGCACACGCACAUCCCCUUCCACGUCGCCAUCGACGAGUUCAAGAACGAAAGCCGCUUCGAGGAGGCCCGCAGUCCGCAAAGACUUGACUCGACCGAGUCUUCCUCCACCAUUGCCCAUGGUCGUGUUGCCCUAGACUCCCGGCCUCAGACUCCAGGCUAUCACUCCUGUGAAAGCGACGAGGACAUUGUUCUCAUCGACCGUUCUGAGACCAUCUCGGGCCCCCCUUCUGUUGCCACCGACAAUACUGUAGUCAAUCGAAUGCCGUCCACCGCAUCCCAACCUUCGAUGGUGCUUGGCACUGAGCUGACUUCGGGCAACAUGGUCCUCCACAACCUGAUCCAGCCUCUCGGCACCAUGACCACCUACGAAUGGGUGCAUGGUCGGAGGUGCCCCGGAGACUUGGACGUCAAGGACAUCUCGUCCAAGGAGAGCAUCAAAGUCCGCUGCCACUCCCGCGUUAGUCAAUCGACCGCCGCCAUCGAGGAUGAGUACGGCAUGGUCAACCAUCCCUCCGAGUCGUUCGUCGCAUGCGCCGGUGACUGGGCCGACGUUGCCGCUCUGCCCGCUUCGUUCGACAAGACCCUGCGCAUCUGA